This is a messenger RNA of Fundulus heteroclitus (mummichog), 5895 nucleotides long. Its product is annotated as bromo adjacent homology domain-containing 1 protein. Gene Ontology annotation, molecular function: chromatin binding. The transcript is spliced from 7 exons. The record is from RefSeq and is a predicted model, not a curated record. NCBI's taxonomy places the organism in Eukaryota, Metazoa, Chordata, Actinopteri, Cyprinodontiformes, Fundulidae. Bases 825 to 3470 code for a protein of 881 amino acids.
GUCUCCGUGUCCUGACAUUGCCACAGCGCAUCCUUCCCAGAAAGUAAAGCGGCACCCUCACCCACCCCUACUUACGCGUUGAUUCCCCUUUAAAAAAAAAAAAAAAAAAAAAAAAAAAGGGCGCACCAUGUUGCCAUCACAUGCUUUCGGCGCACACAAAAAGUAGGAUGUGGACGCUCCGGUCGUCGGCGCGCACGGCGCAUUUGUCACUUGUGUUUUAAAAGAAGGGUGGAAAGACGUUUUCGGAGGAUUUCUUUGCUUCGCACGGCAGGAAGGAGAGGGGGGCUGACUGAGCCCACCCAGUCUGUCUGUCAGCCAGUCGCCUUGUGCCGCCGCCGCUAGUUGUUGUUCAGCAGGAGAGCUGCUGGUGUGCAGACCAGAAGCUGCGUGGCGGAUAUACAGCGACGUGAGCCGAGCUCCUGCGAAACGGCAACUCUUAAAAGGUUUAGUCGGAAGAGUGGACGGGAUACCAGGAAGGGAGAGAGGGAGGGAAGAAGAAGGAGAAGGAGAAAAAAACACACCACCACCACCAGCAGAGCUCGGCUCGGAGGGGGGAGAAGGAGUGUUGCCUUCUUCUCUUUACGGGGAACUGAGUUGCUGGCUCUUUUCAGCUGAGGAGGUCUGCCGAGAGGAGCUGCUGCGAAGCAUCGGCUGAUAUCUGAGCUAAUUCCCUUCAGUCGGAUGAGGAUUACCUUUUGGUAUAAAUAGGGUGUGUGGAUUUUUAUUUUUAUUUUUUUAUUUUUUUUACCUCUCCUAUCUGUGAAAACAAGAAGAGGUAGAGGAGCCACGCAAACCUACGUUACGGCACUUUGGAGAAACAUGUGAUGACUCACGCAGGGCACACAGCUUCCCUCAGGCGGAGCCAAACUAACUCUGACUGGUGGGAUACCAGCCAUACCUGGCCUCAUGGUGGCACUAUGGGCGCUGAAUGGCCCGAGCGUACGUUACGGUUCGGCAGGACAAAGAAGAUAAGUGGAAUCGUAAGACAAAGAAAAAACCACCCAGAGGCCAAGAGGGUGACUGAGAGGAGAGGGGGAAAGAGAAGAUUAGACGAAGGCAAGAAGUCUGACAAAAGGCGAGAGAAGAAACGGAUCCGAAAGUUGUACCCUCUGCGGGGGCGGGCUGGGAAUUCAGAGGAGGAAGAGCUAAGCUGCCAUGUUCUCCUUACCCGUUUAGAAGAAGCCUCCCGUGAAAAGGUCAGGUCUAAAGGUAAAGAAGGAAAAGUGAGGCCCAAAACUAAAUCCAAAAUGGGCAAAACCAUAGAAGGGAAAAAGUCAAUUAAGUCAUUACCAAAAAACAAACUAAAAUCAAAAUGUAAAGGUCUCGCUGACCAUCCUGAGCUGGAAGACUUACAACCACGCAAGCGCAGACUGGCGUCUCUCAAUGCUGAGGCGGUGAAUAGUUUACUGCUUGAAAGAGCCACUGAUGCCCAACCAGCCGCCAAACAGGCCAGGAGGCAGGAGGAACCUCUGGAUGGAGCGGUUUCCCCGGAUCCAUCCAGAGGCAGUCUCACUGGAAGUCUUAAAGCUUCACGAGGAAAAAGUAGUAAAGUCUCUCCACCCAACAAGGCUGAGCUGUGCCAAAGUCCUAAGCUUACCAAGAAGGCUAAAGCCAGUCGAGGCGAUGAUGUUUGGAUGAGUCAGGAAUCUUUAGAUGCACCUGCACCAAGACGACUAGCUGGACUCAAUGCUGCAGCCCUGCUGAAGUUAACCAGCUCGUCUGCCACCAGUAAACCGAGAGUAAAGGCCUCGGCGACGGUCACGUCCGACUUGACGGCUCCUGCUGCAGUCCCGUCCCCGAAUCGGACAAUACCAAGCAACAACGUCAAGCUCCAAAACAAGCGGCACUUAGAAAAGCAGAAAGGCCAAAAGCUCUCUCCCCUGCACAGCGGCUGCACAGCCUGCAAGAAGAAAGCAGACUUUGAACCCAAGGUGGACUGGGAGACGGGCAACUGCACCCACCGCCUGACCAAGCCAGGUUAUCAGUCUCGUAGCAUGCUAGGAUACCCACUAAAGCAGGUGAAGGAAGAGCAGUUGGAGACCGAACUGAGCUCAUACUACUGCUGUCCCCCUGAGGGGUCCGUGGAGUACUGCCACCGCUUGGCCUGCUUCCUUGGCCAACAGCCCUACGGAGACUCAGACGACCAGUCUCUAAACUCAGCCAUGACCCCCGUGAAGCCAGAGUGCCUAGUAACCUCACCAUCUCUCUCACAUCCCCACCCUCACAGAGCACUCGCCCUUACCCCCCACCCAUGCCUCUGCACCGCUGACCACUGCUUCCCCGGCUACUACGUCCACAUCGCCCACCCGACGCACGCCGGGCAGACUUCAGCGGCCCUGGCCACCCGCCCUCUCAACUUUAGCUCCACCAGUUUGUGCCCCAGUCAUAUUACUGGAUCCAAGCUCCUGGGAGGUCCGGUGUCGCACCCAUCGGGCUUAGGCCAUCCCGCCUACUGCAACUCGGUGACGUCUCCCUGUUACGGCGACGGCUGUGGGAUCAGCGGCUACAGCUACAGAGCGCUGCCUCCAGUGACGGGCAGGGGUUGUUCUUUCAGUGGAGGCUGUACCGGAUGCACACACAGCAUUAAGACAGAGGGUUACACAACCCUACAGGGUGACCACAGCCCUUCCCUUCUGGUCCCCCCCGCCAUGCCAAUCUCCCAAUGUCCACUUUCCAGUGUGCCCACUUCGACACAAACUAAAAGCCACCUGCUGACCCCCCUGUCUGGCCGAGAUCAGCCCCAGGCCAGGUUAAAGCUAGCUAAGGAAUGCCCUCAGAGCACAAAGGCCUCCAACGGCUCCUCCGUGGGCCACACCCGGCUCCUGACCAAACAGGCGACCCCAGUGCCGAGCCUUGGCAGCAGCAAGCAGAAGAAGAUCAGCCGUAGACGUGCCACAAAUGGCUGGCGGCCUGUGGGCAUCCCCACAGAGAGGGAGGUCUUUAUUGCGGGAGAAGAUGAGGCUGCAAUGCGGAGGUGUUACGAGGGAGUCGAGAGGGAUGGCGAGGUGAUACACGUCAGAGACACUGUACUACUACGAUCUGGUCCCAGGAAGAAGUCCCUCCCAUAUGUUGCCAAGAUAUCAGCAUUGUGGGAGGAUCCCAAAACAGGAGAGCUGAUGAUGAGCCUUUUCUGGUACUACAGGCCUGAGCACACCCAGGGAGGCCGAGAUCCCAGAGCACACUGUGAGAAUGAGAUCUUCGCCUCUCGGCAUCAGGAUGAAAAUAGUGUGGCCUGCAUAGAAGACAGAUGCUAUGUUCUCCCUCUAGCCCAGUACUGUCGAUUUUGUGCCUUGGUGAAGCGGCGUGCUGAAGGCGCCCCACCUGGCAGGGCCAGCAUGGUGCCCUUCCGCCCUGACUUCGCCCCUCCCUCCCACCGCUGCGUGCCCACAGACGUUGACCCCGAGCUGGUGUACCUCUGCCGGCACGUCUACGACUUCCGAUACGGACGCAUCUUGAAGAACCUGCAGUAGAGCGGGAGCACCUUUUGAAUCAGUCGUCACAAUCGGCCGCCUCCUGCACAGAGGGGGAAGGGGGCAGCUGAGAAACUGAAGAGCCCUCGUAAUCAGUGGGGAAAAAUGGGGUGGGUGGUUUGCAUGUUCAGUUUAUGAAGCACAGAUCCCUUUAGUUAAAUACCAACAAGUUAGAAUGUUGUAGGGAGUCUCCGCUCAGUCAGAGCAUCGCUAAUUCCUGGUCUGGGAAGCUAAACUCCAUCCAAUCACUCAGCUUUUUCUUAGCUUGUUUGCUUUCAUAGAAGCCUCGCUCCGCCUCCUCGGCCCCUCCAUGCCUUUUCCUGGCAGAAACGCCGAGCACCGGGUCGAGCGCUUCUCCGGCCAGAACCGUGUUUCCCCCCCGAAGCCCGUUAGCGCAGCAAUCAUGUUUGUUCCAUUUGAGAGCCGCCGGCACAGGGACGGUCCGGCUCAGGUGCUUCCAGGGGAAACACGAGCCUAGCCCUGUCAGCGCUGUGUUAACGCUGCCUGACAAGCAUGGGCGAAGGAGCAGCUAAUGGAGAGUGUCAUCCUUUUUCCUCUGAUCUGACUCUGCACAUUCCGCGUGUGUGUGUGUUUGUGUGUGUGUGUUUGUUGGCACUGAGGUUAAAUCUAGGAACAUUUUUGAGGCUUCCAGGUAAUCAAAGGUGGAGCUUUCUGUCCUGAUGCCGAAUUAAACAGUGUCACUUUAAACGAGUGCAGAGGCUUCACCGAUUUCAGAUUGGGCUUGAGGAUGAAGAUGACCUUAUGAAACAAACAAUUAUUACUUAUAUGUUGAGAUAGAAGUAGCUCUUCUUAGUACAUCUGAGAUGAAAGCUGUAAAACAAGGAUAUCUGUAGUUCCAGAAACGGUUGGAGUUUGUUUGUGGAUUGACUGAAGAAGAAACUGAGAAGUGUGUUAAGGUAAACUGGGGGACUACGCUGAUGUCAGGCUGCACUUAAUGCCCCGUCUUUAUGCACUUUACAUGGGUGUCUUGCCAAAAGUGUUCGUUCCCCUUAAGCUUUUCCCCAUUUUGGCACAUUACAACCGCAGACUUCAACACACAGUUUUAAAUAAUGCAAGGAGGAUGAUACCUAGUUUUAAACUGAGCGUUUUUUCGAAUUCAAAUCAGAUUUUUAUAUUUAGCCUUCAUUAUUCAAUAUUUUGCAUAACCGCCACCCCACAUUAUGACACUCCUACCACCACCGAUGAGCAGAGAGGACGGUGCGUUCAGGGUUACCUGCGGUGUCAGUUUUUCCCGAAACACUGUAUGUUUUGGAUGAGCCAAACGGUUUUAUUUUCAGCCCAGAAAAUGUUGCAGCAGAUAUAAUUUAGGAGAAUCAGGGCAAAGGGAGGGGAGCACAAAUGUAUGCACAGUAAAGUUUUGUGGUUGUAAUGUGACAGCUUGUCAGAAGAGCUGUGGAUGCUUUGGCAACAUACUGUAUUUCUGUUUAGUUCCAGUUUCCGCUUUAACACAGUUUUCAUGUUUUUUUUAGCGUCUCUCCCGCCCCGAUAAGCCUAUUCGACCCUUUCUGAUUCCUAUUUUGUUUCCUCACACCCUCGCCGCCCUCUGCAGCCCAGCCGAGACGAACCAAAGGAUGUGGCACGGGUUUAAAACGCCCCGCCCCCCCCCCCCCCUUCCCUCGUGCUUGUCCUCCUCGUCAGCAUGUGUUCCCACGUUUUGUUGCACUAAAGCAUUCCCUGACGACGACACAUGAUCACCUCUUUAUUUUAUGUUGGAGCUGCUAUAAUAUUAACAGGAUGUGAAUGGUGGGGGGGGCUUGCUGUACUGCAUUUGUUUGGAUGUUGCUUUUGUUUUUUUUUCUAGAAGGAGACAUUACGGCUGUAAAGGCUUCGUGUAAACUGUCAGCUUUUAUGACCGGACAGGAGUCAAUCAACAUGUUGGUCUUCUUAAUGAAAUCAGUAUAGCUCUAGAGUCAUUCCCUUUUUUUAUUUUUAUUCAGCUCUCAUAUGUAGUCCUAUAAAUAUACAGUAUAUAUUUAUGUAUGUAUUCACACUGUUAAUGUGAGUAGAUGUGCAGAAGGCGUCAGGAUGCGGUCCUGACUUGCUGUGCGGGCAAACGUAGCACUGUGAUAGAUGUGUGUUUGGAUCAAAUGGGUGGGGUGGGGGACAUUAUGAGUUAGGGGUAGGGUGCUCCAUAGUUUAGGGGGAAGCUUUAGCCGAUUGCAAACCCUGUGCUCUUCCAUUGCCUUCGAACCUGCAAAUGUUUUCCCGUCGUUGUGCGUCCGAUCGCCGAUUGCUUUCCUGCACAGCUGUUGAAGGUCCUCACACUCUGAAGCCAUCUUUAGCUUCCCCCCUCUUUUUGAACCGCAUGAAUCCUGACCCAAACUAAAUCAAAUCCUAUAUCCCUAGGAAUUUUCAAAGAGGUAAUAUAUAUAUAUAUAUAUAUAUAUAUAUAUAUAUAUAUAUA